Molecule: messenger RNA, 1885 nt
Organism: Drosophila busckii
Lineage: Eukaryota; Metazoa; Arthropoda; Insecta; Diptera; Drosophilidae
Gene: Drl-2
Product: tyrosine-protein kinase Drl
Exons: 8
Coding region: 10-1575 (521 amino acids)
Biological process (GO): cell surface receptor protein tyrosine kinase signaling pathway; protein phosphorylation; multicellular organism development
Cellular component (GO): signaling receptor complex
Molecular function (GO): ATP binding; protein kinase activity
Source: RefSeq, a predicted model, not a curated record
ACGCUCAUCAUGGCUCAUCCUCUACUGCUGCUGGUGCUAAGCGCCUCUCUGGUCGCCUCGGCUCAAGGAUAUCUCAACAUUUUCAUCAGUCACCACGAGGUGAUGAAGCUAAUGGGACUGGAGGCUGAUUUGUUCUAUGUGCACGAGGGAGCCAUUAACACAUACGCGAUGCACUUCACAGUUCCCGUGCCAGCCGAUGUCCACGAACUCGAGUUCUCCUGGCAGAGUCUCAUCCCCUAUCCGCUACGCUACACCAUCAGCAUAGAGUACGCCAACGACCAGGAUGCACUUGGCACUCCCACGCUGAGCAUUCCGCACAAGGGCCUGGUGCCGCAGGAGAUCGAGUCAUUCCUCGUCUACCUGCCAUGCACUGGUAACGCCAGCCUUCAACUGCCAGUCAACGUUAACAUGGUCGUCCAAGGACCGCCCCGCUUCAACGACACCCGCCUCCACUUUAAGCGCAACAAGAUCUGUGCCAAGGGCAUCUCCCCUGAGCCGAACCAGUCGCCUGCCCCAGCACACGCUCCUCCAAGGACGCUGGCGCUAAUGAGCGCUGCGCUGUGCUUGGCUGAGUGUUGGCCGUGCAGCCUUGUGCCGUAUUCAUUGAUGCUUUGCAGCAUGAGCACGCCCAAGAGCAGUCGCGGCCACGGCAGCGGCAACUUGUUUGGCAGCCUCGCCACCGGCAGCACCAUGACUGUUGCCAGCCACGGGCUGAGCGAGAAGCCCAAGGAGCGUCUACGUCGCAUUCCCAGCGUUCAGCCCGGCGCACUCAACUACGAGCAGCUCAUCAAGGAGGGCACCUAUGGCCGCAUCUACGCCGGCAAACUGGGCGAGACUUGUGAUGCGCUCGUUAAGACUGUCAUCGAUGGCGCCUCGCUCACCCAAGUGGCCUGUCUGCUGAGCGACGCUUCGCUCUUGAUUGGUGUUAGCCAUCAGCAUAUAUUGGCGCCUCUGUUGGCCAAUACGGAGCUACCUGGCCCGCCCGAGAUCGCCUAUCCCUACCCGUCCAAGGGCAAUCUCAAGCUCUACUUGCAAAAGUCGCGUGAGUCCAGCACCGCUCUGAGCACCCGCCAGCUGGUGGAGUUUGGUCUGCACAUUACCAAGGCGCUGGCUUAUUUGCAUUCGCUGGGCAUUGUGCACAAGGAUUUGGCCACACGCAAUUGCUAUUUGGACGAAGAGGCUUAUGUAAAGAUUUGCGACAGUGCGCUCUCGCGAGAUUUGUUCCCGGACGACUACGACUGUCUGGGCGAUAAUGAGAAUCGUCCGCUCAAGUGGCUAUCGCUGGAGUCGCUGCAGAAGCGAGUUUAUAAUACGCAGGGCGAUGUCUGGUCAUUGGGCGUGCUCUACUGGGAGCUGGUGACGCUGGCGCAGAUGCCGCACGAGGAGGUGGAUAUAUUUGAGCUUACCAAUUACCUGGCGGCUGGCUAUCGAUUGGAGCAGCCAGUCAACUGUCCAGAUGAAUUCUUUACGGUGAUGAAUUGCUGCUGGCACUGCGAGCCAAAGCAGCGACCGACGCCCAACCAGCUGCUGUCCUAUUUGCAGGACUUUCAUGUGGAUCUGGGCAUGUAUAUCUAAGGCGGAGAGUAUCAACGGACUGACAAGCACCGCAGGCUCUACGAAGCGCUGAAGUGUCUCGAUUGCAUAAGCAUUAACCGUAAGCGUAGUAAGCGUAAAUUAAUUGAAAACUUUUUGCAUUUUAAAUGUGGGAUUUAAAUUGUGAACUACCUGUUAGCUAAGCAAGUAGUAAACUUGAGCGACAUUUAAGCCGUUCGAGUGGCAAACAAAACUGCCAAUUAAAUCAACAACGACUUGAAAUUGUUGCAGCAACAGCAACAGCAAAGCGCAACUUGAGGCAACAGACACUCUUAGUAGUUAGCAAUUGAAC